AUUAUUAUUAUUUCUUGGUUUGUUGUUGGUUCUUAAUUUUUAGUUUGGGGAAGUAGAUGUUUUUACAAAUACGUUGAUUUUUUUUUUUUUAUUUCUUGCUUUCCCAUAUUAGGGGUGAUAGCCAAAGGGGUCUGAGAGAAAGGGGAACAAAUAGAACCGGUCAAGAGACCCACCUUGCUCCAGUCCUGACCAUCAGGAAAUAGAUUUAGCAGGGCCCCAAGCUUACACCCCCUAAAAUGUCUUAGAUGUUCUCCUUCGCUUGUAAAAUCACGUCGGUGUUAGCUUGUGCGAGGCAUUGUGGCUUGCUCUUCUGGGCUAGUCCCCCUUCCCACAAGGCUGGACUCGGUUGUUUUGAGGAAAUAGCACCUCAGAGAUGCCACCUUCCCCUGUGAGUGACAUGCCUUUGAAUCUUCACUCGUGUGCAGAUUGGAGGGGAAGAAUGGGGAGGGGGUUAUUGCCAAAUAUGUUAAAUACGCGUUUGGGUGCUUGUAUCUGUAUCUUCCUCAGUUUCCCCAGGAACGAGGUAUCUUUUUCUCAGUCCAAAAUCGAGAGGAGGGAGGUGCAAAAGCCAGGCGUGGGGAAAGAAAAAUGACCAUUGUCCCAUCCUUGGCCCUGAACCCUACCAUCUGAACCCCUCAAACACCCUCAGGAUUAUAACAAGACUCGUACUAAGGAACUCCUCCCAUCCAAGAUCUGGGCAGGGUCGGGGCAGGUUGGGAAUGUGAUGGGUUGGGGCGGGAGGUGCGGGCCUGGGGCAGUUCUCUCCUCAUUGUAAACUUGUAGUUUCACAGGAAAAAAAAAAACACUGCAGUUUUAAAUAAAGAAAUUUCUUUUUUCCCUGGGUUUAGUUGAGAAUUUUUUUUUUUUCAAAAAUAGGAAAAAUUGGGGCUGGAGCAAUAGCAUAGUGGGUAGGGCAUUUGCCUUGCACGCAGCCGACCCGGGUUCAACUCCCAGCAUCCCAUAUGGUCCCCUGAGCACCGCCAGGGCUAAUUCCUGAGUGCAGAGCCAGGAGUAACCCCUGUGCAUUGCCGGGUGUGACCCCAAAAAGCAAAAAAAAAAAAAAAAAAAGGGAAAAAUUCCAGAAAAAAAAUUUUUUUUUCUCAUCAUCCCCCAAGGGUUUUACCUAUGAGCCGCUGCCUUCACCAACCCCUUGUGUCUGUUCCCCCCCACCCCCCCAAACCUCUCCCUCACCAUCCCAGGCCUCAAACCCAGGCCUUUCUCUGCUGGAAACUUGCCCCUGGUUGCUAAGUCAGGAUGGAGCUUCAGGGGUCAUUUGCACUGACUUCGUAGGCUACAGGCUGGACUGCCCCCCCACUCCGCCCCCAGGCAUGACUGGGAGGUAUACUCCCCACCCCCAUGGAUGUGGUGUCCAGAGGCUGGCAGUGCCCAGGGGCGGGGUGAUAAUUGUUUCUCUUAGUACCUGAAGGACUCUUGUCGGAGAGGCCGGAAUUCUUAGCAUUCCCUGUGACGGCCAGGAUGGGAGCUGGGGGCAGGGGCUGGGGUGCGAGCCCCACCUAGGGCGUUGGUCUCAGCAGUUGAGAGGCGCAGACAGAGCCAGGAGCCCGGGAAGGAAGCAGGAUGGCAGCAGGGGCAGCAGCGGCUGGAACCUGGGUGCUGGUUCUUAGUUUGUGGGGGGCAGUAGUCGGUGGUCAAAACAUCACAGCCCGGAUCGGGAAGUCACUGGUGCUGAGAUGCAAGGGGAUCCCCAGAAAACAGCCGCAGCAGCAGCCGGAAUGGAAGCUGAACACAGGUCGAACAGAGGCUUGGACGAUCCUGAAUCCCCACGAGGGCUCCUGGGACAGUGUGGCUCGCAUCCUCCCUAACGGCUCCCUCCUCCUGCCAGCUGUCGGGAUACAAGAUGAGGGGGCCUUCCAGUGCCGGGCAGUGAGCAGAAGCGGAAAGGAGAUCAGGUCCAACUACCAAGUCCGAGUGUAUGAGCCUCCCAGGAAGCCAGAAAUUGUUGAUCCUGCUUCAGAACUCAAGGCUGGUGUCUCCAACAAGGUGGGGACAUGUGUGUCCAAAGGGGGCUACCCUGAAGGGACCCUUAGCUGGCUCCUCGAUGGAAAACCCCUGGUACCUGAUGAAAAAGGUGUGUCUGUGAAGGAGGAGACCAUACAACACCCGGAGACAGGGCUUUUCACCCUGCAGUCUGAGCUGAUGGUGACCCUAGAAGAGGGAGAAGCUUUGCCGGGCUCCACCUUCUCCUGUAGCUUCAAUCCGGGCCUUCCCCGGCGCCGUGUCCUUCACUCGGCCCCCCUCCGGUUCGGGGAGCCUGUGCCCCUAGAGAUUCAUUUGCUAGUGGAGCCCGAAGGUGGGGCAGUAGCCCCUGGUGGGACUGUGACCCUGACCUGUGAAGCCCCUGCCCCUCAAAUCCACUGGAUCAAGGAUGGCAUGCCACUGCCCGUGUCCCCCAACCCCGUGCUGCUUCUCAGUGAGGUAGGGCCUCAGGACCAGGGAACCUACAGCUGUGUGGUCACCCAUCCCAGCCACGGGCCCCAGGAAAGUCGUGCUGUCACCAUCAGCCUCAUCGGUGAGGAGCGGCCGUCUGCAGGCUCUGACGAGGAAGCCGGGCUGGGAACUCUGACCCUGGGCCUCGGGGUUCUCGGAGGCCUGGGGGCCGCUGCCCUGCUCCUUGGGAUCAUCAUGUGGCAAAGGCGGCGCCGGCGCCGAGGAGAAGAGAGGAAAGUGCCAGAAAACCAGGAGGAGGAGGAGGAGCGUGCAGAGCUGAAGCAGUCGGGGGAACCUGAGGCACCUGAGAGCAGCAGUGCAGGAGGGCCUUGAGGGUCCCCCAGCCAGACCCCGCCACCAGCAGCUCCCCUUCUCCUCUCCUGCACUGUCGUGACCCCCCCUCAGCUGACCUUCCCCUGUGUAAUCUCUACCCCACCUCCCGACCGUUCUGCUGCAACCAGAGCCACUCACCGAAGUGAUGAGUAA
Sorex araneus (European shrew) is the source of this 2934-nucleotide messenger RNA. It is a transcript of the gene AGER, whose product is annotated as advanced glycosylation end-product specific receptor. Bases 1579 to 2781 code for a protein of 400 amino acids. The transcript has 11 exons. Gene Ontology annotation, biological process: regulation of p38MAPK cascade; regulation of inflammatory response. NCBI's taxonomy places the organism in Eukaryota, Metazoa, Chordata, Mammalia, Eulipotyphla, Soricidae. The record is from RefSeq and is a predicted model, not a curated record. Gene Ontology annotation, molecular function: signaling receptor activity. Gene Ontology annotation, cellular component: plasma membrane.